Molecule: messenger RNA, 294 nt
Organism: Penicillium pulvis
Lineage: Eukaryota; Fungi; Ascomycota; Eurotiomycetes; Eurotiales; Aspergillaceae
Exons: 2
Coding region: 1-294 (97 amino acids)
Source: RefSeq, a predicted model, not a curated record
AUGCAUUUUUAUAUUCUCUACGCCGCUUUCUUCACAUCGAUCGCACUUGCCAGUUCCAUCCCUCGAGACAUACCGGACUCCCAGAAUCCAUGGAGUAAGCAAGAGAGAGAUGAUUUUCGCAAAUGCAUGGACGAGAAGCUUCACCAAGACGACGAUACCGUUGAUGCCUUACUCGGACCUAUCGUCGACGGCAAACUCAAUGAGCAGCAACAAGCUCUGCAGACUAUGUUUUUCCAUGACAACGUUCGCAAAGACUGCUAUGGUAUUGUAGACAUUAAACCACCAUGGAACUGA